UGCCAGCCCGCCUUCCCCCGCUGCAACUGCCCCGAGGCCGACGUCCAGGCGCUGGAGAACAACCUGGCCCAGCUGCGGCGAGCCUGGGAGAGCCACCACGGCCAGUUCGAGGAGUCAGAGGAGUUUCAGGCCCUGGUGAAGAGGCUCCCCGGGGCGAAAAAAAACAUCUCCCACUUCUGGGCCAUGGACCUGGAUGUCCAGCAUCGCUACCAGCAACUGGGCACCAGCCUGAAGCUGCUCUCCAGGAAAACCCACCGACUCAUCCGGCGGCUCUUCAACCUCAGCAAACGCUGCCACCGGCAACCUCGCUUCAAACUGCCGAAGGAGAGGUCCCUCCCUUACUGGUGGAGCCGUGCACAGUCGCUCCUGUACUGCAGUGAAACCACCACGCCGGGGACCUUCCUGGAAGAAAGCCACAGCUGCACGUGCCCCUCCGACCAGCCCUCCUGCCAGGGGUCCAUACCGUGUGCCUUGGGUGAGGGACCAGCCUGUGCCAGCUGUGCUGAGGACAACGGCACCCGCUGCGGCACCUGCAACCACGGCUACGUGCUCGCCCAGGGCUUCUGCCGCCCGGAGGUGGCUGACUCGCUGGAGCACUACCUGGGGCUCGAGACGGACCUGCAGGACUUGGAGCUCAAGUACCUCCUGCAGAAACGGGACAGCCGCAUCGAGGUGCACUCCAUCUUCAUCAGCAACGACAUGCGCCUGGGGAGCUGGUUCGACCCCUCCUGGAGGAAGCGCAUGCUCUUGACCCUGAAGAGCAACAAGUACAAACCCGGGCUGGUUCACGUGAUGUUGGCCCUCUCCCUGCAGAUCUGCCUCACCAAGAACAGCACACUGGAGCCCGUCAUGGCCAUCUAUGUCAACCCCUUCGGGGGAAGCCACUCAGAGAGCUGGUUCAUGCCUGUCAGUGAGGGCAGCUUCCCAGACUGGGAAAGGACUAACGUAGAUGCCUCUGCCCAGUGCCAAAACUGGACGCUCACCUUGGGCAACAAGUGGAAGACCUUCUUUGAAACGGUCCACGUCUACUUGCGGAGCCGCAUCAAGUCUCUGGAUGACAGCUCCAACGAGACAAUCUACUACGAACCCUUGGAGAUGGCAGAUCCCUCCAAGAACCUGGGGUACAUGAAAAUCAACAGCUUGCAAGUCUUCGGCUACAGCCUGCCCUUUGAACCAGAUGCUAUUCGUGACCUGAUCCUUCAGCUGGACUACCCCUACACCCAGGGCUCCCAGGACACGGCCAUGCUCCAGCUGUUGGAGAUCAGGGACCGGGUGAACAGGUUGUCACCCCCUGGCAAAACCCGCCUCGACCUCUUCACUUGCUUGCUCCGCCACAGGCUCAAGUUGGCCAACAACGAGGUGGCGAGGAUCCAGUCCUCCUUGAGGGCCUUCAACACCAAGCUGCCCAAUGCAGUAGAGCAGGAGACGGGCAAGCUGUGCAGCUAACAGCCGGGGCUGCUCAGGUCUUGGAGCGAGGGGGCCAGGAGAAA
Molecule: messenger RNA, 1490 nt
Organism: Phaethon lepturus (White-tailed tropicbird)
Lineage: Eukaryota; Metazoa; Chordata; Aves; Phaethontiformes; Phaethontidae
Gene: BRINP2
Product: bone morphogenetic protein/retinoic acid inducible neural-specific 2
Biological process (GO): negative regulation of mitotic cell cycle; positive regulation of neuron differentiation
Source: RefSeq, a predicted model, not a curated record